AUGAUAUUGGAAGAGCAAAGAUUCCUCCAUGAGGACCUCGAAAGGCUAGAGCAAGGUAUCAGUGAUCGUGUUGCCGAAGAACCACGACAUAAUCGCGAGAGAUUGAAUCGAGACCAUCAAGUAGCGUACUUUCUAGAUCGAAUUCAGGAUCAAUCAAAAAGAUUGAUAGAAAUAUACAGAGAUGAAGACGGCGCCCGAGCAAAAGAAAUCCAGUCUAUAUCAACUGGUGAGCCUUUUGAGGAGUUCUACAAGCAGCUUGGGGAAAUCAAGUCUUUUCAUCAAAGAUACCCAAAUGAGCCAGUUGAGAACUUAGAGAAGGCAUACAAAAAGAAGGUAUUUGCUGAAGGAGAAAUCCCGUCUUAUGAAAUUGAUAAGUUAUUUACCGGGGAAGAAUCAUUUGGUAAAUUUUUGGACCUCACGACUAUUCAUGAGAUGUAUCUCAAUCUCCCUAGUAUAAAGCGAUUAAGUUAUCUUCAGUACUUAGAUGCAUUCGAUACUUUCACGCCUCCUCACAUGUCCAUCAAGAGGCACGACAAAAUUACAGAUCAGUAUUUUAACUACGUGGCCGAACUAGCUAAAUACCUCGAAGAUUUUAUGAGGAGAACAAGACCACUGGAAGACUUAGAUAAAUUAUUUCUCAGUUUUGAUCGGGAUUUUAACACCGCGUGGGAAAAUGGGGAGGUUUCUGGUUGGAAACAGGAAAAAACGGGACCUAUCAGUAAACUCAACUCAAAGGUAGUCUGGUGCGCAGACUGUGAAAAGGAAUUUAAAAAUGAAAAUGUCUACAAGGCUCAUUUAAGUGGAAAAAAACAUACACGAGCUGCUGAUGCUAGAGCGCUCCUACGAACUGAAGAACGUGAAGAACAGGACGGCUCGGCAUUGCGAGCUCCAAGCACCCUACGCCUCAAAGAACGUGCAAUUGCUGAACGGGAAUAUCGGACGAAACGUUUGGCAGCAGCAAUGUCUCAGGAAAGGAGUGAUUCCAGAGUAAAUAUUGAACGAAAGCAGGGAAUGACCGAACGAGAACGCCAAAUGGAGCUUGAUGCUAUUUUUGCCGAUACAGCCCCAACGGCGGCUCAGGGAGGUGAUUCGGACAGCGACUCUGAUGGCGAUGAGAGAAUAUAUAAUCCACUUAAGCUUCCGCUUGCAUGGGACGGAAAACCUAUUCCUUUUUGGCUUUACAAGCUUCAUGGCUUAGGAGUAGAGUUCAAAUGCGAGAUAUGCGGCAACUAUGUAUACAUGGGCAGGCGAGCCUUCGACAAACAUUUCAACGAGACCCGACACAUAUACGGCCUAAAAUGCCUUGGAAUCACAAAUACCACUCUAUUCCGAGAAAUUACAGAUAUCGCUGAUGCAGUCAAAUUAUGGGACAAGAUUCAAAGAGACAAGCUUAAAGGAAAAAAAGACGAAGGCAGUAUUGUUCAAAUGGAAGAUGCAGAUGGAAACGUCAUGCCCGAAAAGGUUUACUACGAUUUACAAAAACAAGGCUUGCUAUAA
Messenger RNA from Blumeria graminis f. sp. triticale, 1497 nucleotides. The record is from the annotation of a GenBank genome assembly. NCBI's taxonomy places the organism in Eukaryota, Fungi, Ascomycota, Leotiomycetes, Helotiales, Erysiphaceae.